ACUCUUUUUUUUUUUCUUUUCACUCAUGUUGAAGAAACGCGUCACCUUCCGUGAACCGCUCUUCUCGCAAUCAACACAGUCAUCAACGUCGUCGUCGCAGAUAUCGUGUGCACAGAGCAGCUUGCUGAGGUCGUCGCCGUACGCUGCCCAGCCGUUGAGUGUUUUGACACAGACAGGACCGGACGUGCGCGCAGCGUCCACCGCAGCGAUGGCCGCCCUGCGCCAUGCCACUCUCCUCCAAGACAAGGCAUCCAGCUUGACCAUUGCAUCAUCAUCAUCAUCAACGACAGUUGUGGCUGCAUCGGUGCCGGAGCGCGACGAUCGGUCAGUGUUGCAAAACUGCUCGCCAGUUUGCAAGAGCAGCAGCAGCAGCAGCAGUCCACCCCGCAAUCCGCGCACACACCCCCUUGAAUCCGCAAGAGUGCGUCCCACGGCAACAAUCAGCACUCCAGGCACCAGCGCGGCAGACGUCGCAAGCCGUGCUGUUGCAGCGUCGGUCUCGGCGUUGAACUUGCAAGAGAGUGAAACAACCAAUCUGAAACAAGCUUCCACGAGUUUUCCCGCGCUCACGUCAUCCGCAGCACCCGCCGACGCUCGGCCCACCGACGCCUCCCCUGCAGCGCUGGGUCAGCAGCGUGGCCGAAGCGGGUCGCCGCAGCGGGUGGCGUGCGAAGCAGAGGACAGCGCGGAGUUGGACGAGGUGUGCUUGCUUGCAAUCGAGCAGCUCGAGCAGCAGCCGCAGCAGCAGCCAAAACCCACCACGCCGGUGCCAGUGCGGACGGUGCUCGCCGCGGGUCGGACUGGGCCGUCUGUGCGUCGCUUGUCGCUGGUUGGACGUGUGCCCGAGCUGCCCGGCGGCGAGUCGCGCGUGCUGGCGUUUGUCGGAGAAGCUGCAGCCGCGGUGACAAGCUUGUCAAUUUCAUCAAUCGCAUCCAUGUCACCCCAACCGCACAUUCAAUCCCCGCUCGUGUCGUCCCCGCCCUUCUUGCAGUCCCAGGGUCAAGCUGGAGAAGCCGCUGCCGCUGCGCCUCAGUUGCGCAAAUCGCCAGCCAAGCGCACGCAUGCAGAAUCCGAGGCAGCGCCGCCGCAAGGCGAGGUCAUUUGGCUUGACAGCCAGCCCAACCACCCGGCAUCCGAGCAAGAAGGCGAGAUAUCCAUGUCAACUCUCCCAGCCACGAGUCGACCAACAUCACAGCAACCGCAACAAUUGCCAGUGCAGCGGCCGAUCCAACAAGCUCAACCUCAAAAUCAGUCGCCACAACCUCGACAACCACCACAGCAGCAACCUCAACAACCACAAGCACAACAACCACAACAACAAGCACACCAACCACCACAGCAGCCACAACAGCAACAGCAACAACCAUUAGAUGCCUCGCCAACAAAACGCCCGCGAAUGGACGUGUCCCCAUCGUCAGCCCGCAAACUCAAGGGACGCCUCACAUUUACGUCGCCAGAUGCGUCUCCCACAAAGACGAGUACCAGCAGCUCUGUGAUGCAUGGCACAUCGCCCCCAAUGGACACGCGAGGCCACGUCGCUGGCGAUCACACAAACAAACAGACAACCGCAAUGCCUACACCAGACAACACGCCGUCACCCAGCUUUCGUCGAGCACUGUUCAACCGCCCAGGGUCACCACUUGGACAGACACCGCCCGGAGUAGGCGCGGGAUUUGCAGGCGCGGCACCUGCAACUGCAAAUUCCACCACCAGCGUCUCGCCACCUGCCGCUCGUGCAGUCCCCCGCCAACAACAGCAACAACAGCAACAGCAACAUCAACUACUCGGGAGUGUUCCGCAUUUUCCCGCACGCGCCGUUGCUGGAGGACUAGCGUUCGCAUCCGCUGCUCGAAGCAGAGAUGCGGACAAACUUGGCAUCUACCAGAAGGCUGCCACUGUGCUUGCGCCAGUCCUGACCAAAUUGCAAGUGCGCACCUGCUGCACCCUGCUUGAGGUGAUUUCGACGCUGCUGGCUGCACACCACCCACACUUUGCGCCUCCCACCCAAGUACUCCGGCAUCAGCCAGAUCCGAGUGCUCGAGCCGCUGCAGCCCUGCCCGUUUCCAUCCCUGUGCACGCCACGGCACCGACAGCCUCGACUGCCCUUGUUCUAUCCAUUGCAGACCUGCGGUUUAUUCUUGAAAAGUACCGGUCGCUGGCGACUGCCAACCCUCCCGCGUCGUCCAUCGGCGCCAUGCUCGCGUCCAGCGCGUACUCUGACGCCCAUCGUCGCAAGCACCACCAUUCCGGCGAAAUCGUGUCAUAUCUGCCGGAUCUCGCGCUCUCCGAGCUGCUGAUCUUUCUCGACUGUGUUGUGUUGCUCGUCGACCACCACAUUACCAAUCGCGAGUUUGUAAAUUACCUGUUUUCCACCAUGCACGUUGUCUGAUGCAUUGUUUUCUGU
Messenger RNA from Capsaspora owczarzaki ATCC 30864, 2404 nucleotides. RefSeq lists its product as hypothetical. NCBI's taxonomy places the organism in Eukaryota, Filasterea, Ministeriida, Capsasporidae. Bases 26 to 2389 code for a protein of 787 amino acids. The record is from RefSeq and is a predicted model, not a curated record. The transcript has a single exon.